This is a messenger RNA of Podarcis raffonei (Aeolian wall lizard), 3821 nucleotides long. It is a transcript of the gene CATSPERE, whose product is annotated as catsper channel auxiliary subunit epsilon. Gene Ontology annotation, biological process: sperm capacitation; flagellated sperm motility. NCBI's taxonomy places the organism in Eukaryota, Metazoa, Chordata, Lepidosauria, Squamata, Lacertidae. The record is from RefSeq and is a predicted model, not a curated record. The transcript has 22 exons. The coding region runs from base 196 to 3030 and encodes 944 amino acids. Gene Ontology annotation, cellular component: CatSper complex; sperm principal piece.
CCAGUCUCGCCGUGAAAUGGCCGCGGGUCAUGCUGGGAAACGCAGUCGCCCCGGAUCUCGCCUCAGCUGGCGGGACCGCGCGCUGCUCGCUAGCCCCACUGUGGCCAUCCGCGCUGUUCUUCGUAGACGCAGAGCGAGCGCGAGGCAGCGUCGGUUGCUAACGGCGGUUUGGGGGCCGUUCUUUCGGCAGCGCUGAUGGCGCGCUUUUUAUCCCCGCUUGUGUGGGCCAAGCCCCUGCUGCUCUGCCUCUGGUUGAAGGGAUGCUGGGCAGUGUGGAGAUAUGAAACUUCAGUAGGGCAUUAUAUUCUAUUUACUGCAAGAACUGGUAUACAUUUAGUGUAUGAAGGGUCUUCAUUUGUUGAAUGGGAAUUUUCCAUAUUAUGUACUAUUGAUGAUAAAAGUUCACGUACCCCAGAAUUGAAUUGUCCAGUUGCUGGAACUCAUAUGGUUAAACCGAAGAUUGUGGGGUCUCUGACAUUUCAGGAUAGGGAACGCUACUUGACUAUAAAUGCUGAUUUAGAUUGUUUCUUAUGGUAUGUGUAUACUUCCUUCACAAGAUCAUCAUUACAUAGCGAUCAUGUGGUAAGAACUCUGAGAUAUACUCUGGUUGUAUGGAUUUAUGACCCAGAAAAUGCUGAUAGUAAAGAAAUGAGCCAUACUGCAAAAGGACCACCAGAACAUUCUAAGACACUUUCCAGACAGUUCUUGAAUUUGGGACAAACACCUUCAGUUAAGAUGUUUCACCUCAGUAAAGACAGCAGCGAAUCGGAAGAAUCAGAAUAUGCAGAUGACGGAUACUGGGAAAUUGACGUGCCUAGCAUUUCAAAUUACAUCAUUGGAGUAGUCAGUGGAAAACCAGUUACUUUUCAGGGUUGUUUUGUUGCCCGGACUCCUUUUAUCAUGGCAAAAUCAGAAAUUCCUCCAGUCGACGUACAUGAUGUCUCUGUCUCGACUCCAGCUGGUAGUGAGCUCAUGAUAGCAUGGUCUGCAUGUCAUACAACUAAAGCAGUUGUGGUGACAAAUUAUGGAGCUUUCCUAACACAUGACGAGUUCAGACAUACAAAAAGAAUCACAUUUCCCUCCACUGUAUUAGAUCCAGCUGUAGCUCAGAAAGUAAAUGAUGUAGCCAUAGUACAGGUACACAUUGUAUUUUUAAUAGACAAUUCUGCUUAUUUUAUAAACGAUGACAAGAUGUUCAGAGUUGGAAAACAACAUAAACUUCCAGAAAGCGGAAUUCUUGGGAUAAAAGAAAGAAUCUGGUGUCUAAGGAACUAUCCAGUUCAAGUGCUGGAAUCAGAUUUAAGUGAAGCAGUCCUGUGGACAAAAACAGAAAUAUUCCUCAUGUACCCAUCAAGAAGUAUAACUGAUAUGUUUGCUCUAGUCAUGGAAGUAGAUGUCUUAAGGAGUGUGCUAGGAUUCAAAGACCACGUUACUUUAGCUGUAAUAAGUGCUUGCUAUGAUUCAAUCCCUUCUGAAAUUUCAAUCUUACUGGCUUGUACUGGAUGCAGAACCUCCACACAAUUAUAUGUGGCAGGAUUUAAUGAAGACGAGGCCCACUGGUUCUUGAGAGAUCUUUCCAUGCCUGCACCUACAAGUGACCCUCUGCACAUGGAAGUUAUGUUUGGAGCAUCAUCAUCUAUGCUGCUGUGGUACAGUGACAAGAUUAUUUAUUCUUACAAAGGAAGCAAAUUCACCGGAUAUAUUAAAGACGCUGAGACAGGCACGGAAUUAUCAGCAACAGCAUUAGGAACAGUUAUUCAUCAAGUUGUUAUGGGCAGUGCUGGAAACACUGUGAUCAAAAUGAAAAACAAUGCCAUGUUUUUCUUAAAGUUUAAUAUGAAAGAUGUUCUAAGGCUCAGUGCUUGGGAAACUGACGCCAGAGACUUUGCCAUAUAUGUGAAUGGGCAUGGUGACUUCUUUUUGCUCAUAAACAAUGGUACUCAUAUAUAUUACAAGGCUUAUCCACUGAAAACUGAAGUACUUAGUGCCACAAAUCCUUUAGGAGAGGUCUGUCCGUAUAUAUCAUUUCAGCACAAUAUGGAAGCAGAUACUUACUAUCUGGAUAUGGGAACAAAUAUGACCUUUUGGGCCCAGAUUGUCUUUCUGGAAAAUGUGGGAUUGUCCACAGAAGUUACAAUCUACAGGUCACACUUGCUGAAGCAAAAUAACUCUAUUCAAUAUGAAAUAGCACGUGGAAUUUGUACUAAGAAUCAGACUGUAACACUUUAUCAUGACUAUGAUUAUUCAACAGAGGGAGAGUAUGAAGAUGCAAUAAUUAGUUCAACGGGUAUUAUGACAAUUGAAGUGGAACCUUCCCUCACUGGAAGAACAUGUAUGACUCCCAACAAGGUAGCGCACAUAAAUGUUGGUUGUCCUAUAUUUCGAGACCUGGCUAUUGAAAAACCCACAAAUUGUAGCAAUCAAACUUUUACAUUCAAAAUACCCGCGAAAUAUCGAUGGGUCAAAACACAGGGAGAAUACUGGGUGCAAGAGUACAAUUUUGCGCUAUUUGGUUGCCCAAUAGAGGUCCAUUACGCACGUCCAUUUCGUCCUACUGUUCUCUUAUAUGAGCGUGAAAACAUGAUUGGGACUGUUGAGGCAAAUUAUAUAUUGUGGGAGAUGAAUGGCAGGAAUGACUACCAUUAUAACACAACAGUACAACAGGUACGCUGUUUGAGCAAUGCACAAAAUAUGUCUUCGAUGGUUCCUCAGGAUCUAGAAAGCAUUACUGCAUAUACUAUAGAUCGCUAUUGGGGGAGACAGAAUUACGUAUCCUGUUUUAUGAGUGGUGGUGCUGGACUUCUAGGGACACUAGAUAAUCAAUAUGAACUCAUGAACCAUUCUGGCAUCAACUCUAUCAUUUGGCCUCAGGACUAUGCUGGCAUUUUCCUGUUCAGAUUGAAGAUAAUGGAUCCAAACUACAGUUUUUGUCCUUAUGAAGCUUAUUUUGCAGUUCGGACACAUGGCAUCAUUGAAAGCAUCUUUCCCCUGCCCUCAGAUGAGGGACACCACAUUCCCCUCCCCCUCUGAACUUCUUUGUCUCCCAGCCACCUUUACCUAGCAUAUGGGGAGCUGUUGGUGUGGGUUUCAGUCCAAUCAGAAGUCAAUGGCACAAUCAGGGGCAGGGGGAAGGAAGAGGCACUGGGCAAGCUGUGACACUGAAGUUCCCCGUUGGUCCUUGAUAAAUCAUUUAAUAAACACGGGGUACGGCAAAAUGUGGUUUAACAUGAGGAUGGACCAUUUAGCGUUUGUGUUCCCCCAAGUGUUACUGAACUCCUGGCAGCUCCAUAGGAAGGUGCCUUAUACCAAGUCAGAUCAUUGGUCCAACCAGCUUAGUACUGUCUACACUGACUGGCAGCUGUUCUGAAGGAUUUCAAGCAGGGGUCUCUCCCAACCAUACCUUGAAAUGCUGUGGAUUGAACCUGGGACCUUUUCCACACAAAAUAUAUGCUCUAUCAUUGAGCUGUGGUCCCCAACUAACAUGGCCAAUGGUUAGGGAUUAUGGGAGCUGUGAUGCAGCAGCAUCUGGAGGGCAACCGUUUCUCCCUAGUUUAAUAUUUUUUUAAGAGAGCAGUUUGUUGUUCCUUACAUUAAUCUGCUCAGAAAGAUAUACUGUAUCCUAAACAAGAAUUCGCCACCACUAAACAAACUCUCCCCCACCACUUUUGACAUUCUUCUGAAUCAAAUUUUAUAUGUUUUUUUUAAAAAAAACCAUCUGAAAAUAGCACAUUGCAAGCUUCAAAUCAAUAUAAAAUAAAUUCAUUUCCUACACCAUUCAAACUCUGCUGUGGAAAAAAUAAAGUUAUUUCGUCAUAUGUGUA